AUAAUUGAGUUAUUCGACUGUUCCUCAGCACGUUCUGGGGUGUGGCUUUGCGUUUUAUGUGCAUUUCCUUUAUCCUCGUCUGACUCAGGUUAUGAAUUUCAAUGUGCUUUGGAAGAUUCUAAUUCAACAAAUCAAAGCAAUAUUUGAAUAAAGCUGUGCCCUGUUUACUCCCAUUCUUGUUGGCCACAUUCCACCAACACAAAGAGUGUGUAUAGGACCAUAACCAACGAGUGGGGGGUGAAGUGCAUAUACAAAAACGCGGAUCUGAAAAGGCACAGCCUUUCUGUUCACAUCCAUUUUAGUUUGCUCCUCCUCUCUCGUCUGGUUCAGGUAUUCACCCUACUGUUUUAAUGGUUAUCAGCUGGCAGUACGGGUUGAUGUGUGAUUAGAGAGAAAUGAGUCACACAACCAAUGAGAGUGAAGAUGGAAUGGUCUCCAAGGAUCAAACUGAGUCACCACCGAAUGAUGACCGUAACUUUGGAGGAAGUGCAGGUGGAGGAGUUGUUCUGAAGAAAGGCCCGUGGACAUCUGCUGAAGAUGAAAUUUUGAUCGAUUAUGUGAAGAAGCAUGGAGAGGGCAACUGGAAUGCUGUGCAGAAGCACUCAGGGCUCUUUCGAUGUGGCAAAAGCUGCCGAUUACGUUGGGCAAAUCACCUGAGACCAAACUUGAAGAAAGGGGCAUUUACUCCAGAAGAAGAGCAGCUAAUCAUCGAACUACAUGCAAAGAUGGGGAACAAAUGGGCUAGAAUGGCUGCACAUUUGCCUGGUCGUACAGAUAACGAGAUAAAGAAUUACUGGAAUACCCGUAUUAAGAGACGUCAGCGUGCUGGGUUACCACUUUAUCCUCCUGAGGUGUGUUUGAAAGCAUUGCAAGAGAGCCAAAACAGUAGUGCAAUUAAUGGAGGGGACAAAAUACCUCAUGAUCUUUUGCAAGCCAGCAAUUUCGAGAUACCUGAUGUCAUAUUUGACGGUUUGAAGGUCAAUCAGAAUGUCCUAAGUUAUGUCCCUGAGCUUCCUGCUAUUCCUUCUAGCAGUAUGCUGGUGAAAGGUCUAGGUUCUUCCCAAUAUUUCAGUUUCAUGCCACCAGAGAUGCAUUGCCAGAAGCGUCUUCGAGACUCAGCAGCCUUGUUUUCUGGUUUCAGUGGCAGCAUUGAACAUGACUGCCCAUUUGAACAAUUUCAGGAUGACACUUCUAACAAGGUUGCUCAGUCCUUUGGUUUAUCUUUUCCAGUUGAUCCUGAUCACACAACUACAAAUUCACAUUGUUUUGGUGUGCUUCCGGGUAGCCAUACCCUUUCAAAUGGCAAUUACUCUGCUUCAGAGUCCCCUUUAGGGGCUGUGAAGUUGGAGCUCCCUUCACUCCAAUAUCCAGAACCUGAAUUAGGUAGCUGGGUCACCUCACCUUCACCAUCAUCUCUUCUUGAGAAUGUUGAUGCUUUUAUCCAGUCACCACCACCAACCGGAAGGGUUGAAUCUGAUUAUCUUUCACCACGGAAUAGUGGCCUGCUGGAUGCUUUACUUAAUGAGGCAAAAAUUCUAAGCAGUGCAAAGAAUCAUUCAUGUGACAAGAGUUCAAGUUCAUCAAUUCCUGGUGAUAGAGCUGAGAGUUCUGCCCUUAAUAUUUGCAAGACAGAAUGGGAAAACUAUGCAGAUUCCCUUUCUCCAAUGGGUCAUUCAACAACUUCUUUUUUCAAUGAAUGUACUCCUAUUAGUGCAAGUGGAAGCUCAUUGGAUGAACCAUCUGCUGACAACAUUGCCGGAAGCAAAGUGAAAUUAGAACCAACUGAACAUGUUUGGACCUCAGAGGUGCAGAAGGAUACUCUAGCACAAUUGGAUUAUCAUUGCCCCGAUACCUUGUUCGGCUCAAGUUGGCUUCAGCAUGGUUCUGGUUAUGGCAAGGACCAAGCCAUCAUGACUGAUGCCAUAGCAACCCUUCUUGGUGCAGAUUACGGUAGCGAGUACAAGACCAUUUCUCCUAGAACGUCUUCAAGUCAAGAAUGGGGGCUUGGUUCCUGUGCAUGGAAUAUCAUGCCUGGCGUCUGCCAAAUGUCUGAACUCCCUUGAGAUCUUCUAUUUUAAUUGUGUACGAACUCCUUUGGAACUUUUCUUGCUUUCUUUUUUCUUUUAUGAUUGGUUUGACUUGAGUAGUCAUGCAUGAUUAUCGUUUGGGAUUAGAGUGUAAUACAAUAUGAGUCAUGGCCUUUUUGUCUGCUUUUGAAACUGGUGAAUGCAUGCAUACCUAUAUGGAGUUGCAUGUGGUUUCAGGCUGUGUUAUAAUUUUAGAAUAACUACGAACUUCAUGCAUGUCAUGCUGAUUCAGUGAUUAUGCUCAUUUCGAUUAAC
Rubroshorea leprosula is the source of this 2342-nucleotide messenger RNA. The record is from the annotation of a GenBank genome assembly. NCBI's taxonomy places the organism in Eukaryota, Viridiplantae, Streptophyta, Magnoliopsida, Malvales, Dipterocarpaceae.